UGCAGUCGAGUCCUGUUUUUCUCUAAAAGAAGAUUCACCGGAGUCCAUCAGGUUUCUCUCAGCAACAGUGAGUGCAGACAUGUCUGCUGCCAGCAAUCUGCGAUCUGAAGAUCAGUUUCUGUGCUGCAUCUGUCUGGAUGUGUUCACUGAUCCAGUCAGCACACCAUGUGGACACAACUUCUGCAAAAACUGCAUCAGUCAGCACUGGGACCUGAAUCAGAGCUGUCAGUGUCCUAUGUGUAAAGAGACUUUCAACACUAGACCUCAGCUGAGGGUCAACACCUUCAUCUCUGAGAUGGUUGCUCAGUUCAGACGUGAAGCUCAGCAGAAAGCGAGCAGCAGCAGCUCAGAGCAACAAGCUGCCAAACCAGGAGAAGUUCCCUGUGACGUCUGCACUGGAACCAGACUGAAGGCCCUGAAGUCCUGCCUGGUGUGUCAGACCUCCUACUGUCAGACUCACCUGGAGCCUCAUCUGACAAAGGAAGCUCCGAAAAGACAUCAGCUGAUUGAUGCUGUGGAGAACCUGGAAGGAAGGAUGUGUACAAAGCACGAUAAGCUGUUUGAGGCUGAGCUGAAGAGGGUCCAGCACUAUGCAGUGGAUGUGACUCUGGAUCCUGAUACAGCUCAUCCUAAACUCAUCCUGUCUGAUGAUGGAAAACAAGUCUUUGAUAGUGAUGUGUGGAAGAAUCUUCCAGAUAACCCAGAGAGAUUUUCUCAGUAUGUCUGUGUUUUAGGAGAGCAGAGUUUCUCUUCAGGCAGAUUUUACUUUGAGGUUCAGGUUAAAGGAAAGACUGACUGGACUUUAGGAGUGGCCAGAGAGUCAAUCAACAGGAAGGGAAAAAUCAUAGCGAGACCUCAGGAUGGUUUCUGGACUGUGUGGCUGAGAAAUGAAAAUGAGUACAAAGCUUGUGCUGGUCCUUCAGUCCGCCUCUGUCUUCAGCCUGGUCCUGAGAAGGUGGGGGUGUUUGUGGAUUAUGAGGAUGGUCUGGUCUCCUUUUAUGAUGUAGGUGCUGCAGCUCUGAUCUACUCCUUUACUGGCUGCUCCUUCACUCACAAACUCCACCCAUUCUUCGGUCCCAGUCUGAAUGAUGGUGGUAAAAACUCUGCACCUCUGAUCAUCUGUCCUGUCAAUCAAACUGAAUCGAUCAACGACUGAUUUUAUUUGAUAAACUGAUUGAUUUUUAAUGAAGGGAACAAAUGAACAUAUUGAGUGUAAAUACUCUACAGUCUCCAUGUUUUCUGUAGAAUCUAAUUAUCACACUUUGAUCUGAUUUUCAUGGAAUUCAAUGCAAACAGAAAAAAAGUUGAAUCAGGAAAUGUUCCCACUGAUGGAGACUUGAGCUGAAGACCAAAUAGCAGAGAAUAAAUGUCCAAAAGCUUCAUUAAGUGUGCCUAUGCAAUAGUAAUAAUACUUACUACCA
This is a messenger RNA of Oreochromis aureus, 1421 nucleotides long. Its product is annotated as nuclear factor 7, brain-like. The transcript has 2 exons. NCBI's taxonomy places the organism in Eukaryota, Metazoa, Chordata, Actinopteri, Cichliformes, Cichlidae. Bases 80 to 1156 code for a protein of 358 amino acids. The record is from RefSeq and is a predicted model, not a curated record. Gene Ontology annotation, molecular function: protein binding.